UUGAAAGUUAUCACAAUGACAACACCAGCAAUAAGUGGUCAGAACCUGCUUCGUCCCACGGGGCUGCAGUGCAAGGAUCUCCAUGAGUACUUGAAAUCUGGGCCUCCAGAGGUGUUGGAAAAAUUGUAUCACAAUCCACCGAUAUGUCUGGCGGUUUUUCGUGAACUUCCAGUCAUUGCCCGACACUAUGUCAUGCGUCUUCUAUUCGUUGAGCAGCCGGUCCCCCAAGCUGUCAUCGCAUCCUGGUGCUCAAAGCUACAUUCUGAAGAGCAUCAGAGAGUUGUCCAGGUUCUCAAUGAGUUGAAUAUUUGGAAAGAGGCAUCUAUACCUGGGGGCCUGCCUGGCUGGAUCCUCAAUGCUACUUUCAAGAAAAAUUUGAAGAUCGUAUUACUCGGGGGUGGUAAACCCUGGACAAUGUCCAAUCAGUUGGAAACUGAUAGCAAACCUAGAGACAUUGCUUUUCUCGAUUCGUAUGCCUUGGAGAGAUGGGAGUGUGUGCUGCAUUACAUGGUGGGAUCCCAGCAGCAAGAGGGUAUUUCAGCGGAUGCUGUCAGGAUACUGCUCCAUGCAGGCCUCAUGAAACGUGAUGAAGAAGAUGGUAGUCCUGUUAUUACACAGGCAGGAUUUCAGUUUCUCCUUCUGGACACAGCAUCACAAGUAUGGUACUUCAUACUCCAGUACUUAGAUACCAUUCAAGCCAGAAGUCUCGAUCUCGUCGAAUGCCUCACUUUUCUAUUCCAAUUAAAUUUUUCAACACUUGGCAAGGAUUAUAGUACGGAGGGAAUGUCAGAAGGAUUGUUAACAUUUCUGCAGCACUUGAGAGAAUUUGGUCUUGUGUAUCAACGAAAACGCAAGGCUGGCAGAUUCUAUCCAACGAGAUUGGCGUUGAAUAUUGCAACGGGAAAGAAUAAACCACUCGUGAGGGAUAUCGAGAAAGAGGGCUAUAUUGUAGUAGAAACAAAUUACAGAGUCUACGCGUACACAAAUUCGAACCUCCAAGUGGCUUUACUCGGUCUCUUCUGUGAAAUGCUCUACAGAUUUCCGAAUCUAGUUGUAUCCAUAUUAACCAGAGACUCAGUGCGACAAGCAUUGAAGAGUGGAAUAACUGCAGCACAAAUAGUCGGUUAUUUGCAGCAGCAUGCUCACAGUAAAAUGAUUGAGACAGGUCCCCCAACACUGCCCCCAACAAUCGUAGAUCAGAUAAAACUCUGGGAAAAUGAGAGAAAUCGUUUCUCCUUCAGUGAAGGCGUUUUGUAUAGUCAGUUCCUGUCAGAAACUGACUUUGUCGUACUUCGAGAUUAUGCACUAUCUAUUGGGGUUCUCAUCUGGCAGAGUGAUAGAAAACGAACUAUGGUUGUUACCAAAGUCGGUCACGAUGAUGUCAAGAAAUUCUGGAAACGUUACUCAAAAGGCUCAAACUGACAGAAUUGGUCCAAAUGUAUAGAAUAAAAGUAUGAAUAAAUUAUUUUUUAAAUGA
Molecule: messenger RNA, 1477 nt
Organism: Fopius arisanus
Lineage: Eukaryota; Metazoa; Arthropoda; Insecta; Hymenoptera; Braconidae
Gene: mrn
Product: general transcription factor IIH subunit 4 marionette
Exons: 7
Coding region: 16-1422 (468 amino acids)
Biological process (GO): nucleotide-excision repair
Cellular component (GO): transcription factor TFIIH core complex; transcription factor TFIIH holo complex
Molecular function (GO): ATPase activator activity; double-stranded DNA binding
Source: RefSeq, a predicted model, not a curated record